Molecule: messenger RNA, 1839 nt
Organism: Endocarpon pusillum Z07020
Lineage: Eukaryota; Fungi; Ascomycota; Eurotiomycetes; Verrucariales; Verrucariaceae
Exons: 5
Coding region: 1-1839 (612 amino acids)
Cellular component (GO): cytoplasm; membrane; microtubule
Molecular function (GO): microtubule binding; GTP binding; GTPase activity
Source: RefSeq, a predicted model, not a curated record
AUGGGCUCUGCACGCGAUUUGCAACGCAGGUUACGUUCCGGCGAGCCCAGAAGGAUAAGUACUACCACAGUCUCCAUCAUACCAUCUUCUACCGCUGCUCCAGAAACAAAGGAAAGGCUACGGGACUUCAAGAUCGACAACAUAACUCUGCAGUCAGGCGAUGAUUUCAUCAAACUACUUUCAAAGGCAUGCAAUGCUAUGGGAGUACCCGCGCCGGGAACCCUUCCCACUCCAGGAUUGUCUACCUUUAGCGACGAUAUCCUCAAGAUCGAAUUAAGCGGCCCUGAUAGGCAGCAUCUGACCUUUAUCGAUGUCCCAGGGAUCUUUAGGACUCCAACCGAGGACGUCACGACCAGAAGACCAGUUGCUCCGGCACCCGUGGAUAUCGCAACACAAGAAAUCCUCGGCAUGGCCGAAGAGGUUGAUCCAUUGGGCCAGCGAACGAUGGGUGUCCUUACGAAGCCUGACCUUGUGGACAAAGGGACUGAAGGAGAUGUAAUGGAUUUGGUGCGUGGGAAAAAGAAAAGGCUCAAUUUUAGGGUGGAGCAAGAUUUCUUCUCUACUCCACCGUGGUCAGCACUUAAUAAAGAACGUGUUGGCAUCCCCGCUCUCCUAGAUCGGCUCCGUGAAGUACUGAUCGAUAUUCCCCGUCGUGAAUUUCCCAAGGUGAAACAGGAGGUUGACAAAAGACUCUCGGAUUGCGAACAGAAGCUUAAGCGUCUGGGCCCAGCCCGCGAGACCGAGGAACAGCAACGAACCUUUCUGAUAGACCUGGCCACCAAGUUUCAAGAGGUAACUUCUCACGCUCUUGACGCUUACUACGGUCGAAGCUUGCUAUUUGAAGAAAAUCCCUUACUUCGAUUGGCGACACGAGUGGUCAAUCUUCACACCACCUUCUCGGAUGAAACGUCUUUGAAAGGUCAUACCAUGCAAUUUAGUGGAUCCACUACGAGAUAUAGUGAGAAGUCCGCUACCGACUCACCCAUUAGUGAUGCUUCUUCAGCCGUCGAUACUGCGGACGACGCUGACGAAGAUGACGACGCUGACGAAGAUGCCACCGCGGACAUCUCACUUUCAAUAAGUGAAGGGUUUGGGCAACUUGAGCUUGACAGGUUCCCAGAACUUUCGGAUUUUAUCCAAGGCCCGUGGAGAUGCCCCUCUCCAGAAACAGAUAACAUUUUCGAUUGGAUUAAAUCUGUAUACCAAAGUUCAAGAGGGUUUGAACUUGGUACCUUCAGCCCGUCUAUUCUUCCAAUCAUUUUCCAAGAACAGUCAAAGAAGUGGGAACCCCUUGCCCUUGCCUAUAUUAGCGACUUCAUUGGAGUUGUUCACACUUUCACAUAUGAUCUCAUGACAGCCCUUUGCGCAGAUCCGCGUAUGUUGUCAAACCUUCGGGCACUCAUCACUGAUGAUCUCGUGGAAGGAUACAAGAAAGCCAUGAGCCACACCCACUUCAUACUUCAAGUGGAACGUAAAGUUGUCGAGGUUAGACUUGGGAGUGGAUUGCAGAAAAUGGUGAACGUAGAUACAAUCUCCGAUUCUAUUCCAAUGGGCAACACAGAUCACACAGUCGAGGAUAUUCAUGCUAUCCUGAAAUCAUAUUACAAGGUCGCUCGAAAGCGUUUCGUCGACGCGGUUUGCAUGCAGGCAGCAGAUCAUUUUCUCGUCACGGGAUCCGAGAGUCCCCUGGGGCUGUUUACGCCCUCCUUCGUGCAUCGACUGAGCGCGGGAAGUCUCACCACAGUCGCUGGAGAGGAAGUAGCUUCGAGGAGAGCACGGAUUGCGCUGGGACAAGAAAUUAAAGGUCUGAAAGACGGCAAGAAAUUGCUCAGAAGCUAA